Aureococcus anophagefferens is the source of this 315-nucleotide messenger RNA. RefSeq lists its product as hypothetical. Gene Ontology annotation, cellular component: U1 snRNP; U2 snRNP; U4/U6 x U5 tri-snRNP complex. Bases 1 to 315 code for a protein of 104 amino acids. The transcript has a single exon. The record is from RefSeq and is a predicted model, not a curated record. Gene Ontology annotation, molecular function: RNA binding. Gene Ontology annotation, biological process: RNA splicing; spliceosomal snRNP assembly. NCBI's taxonomy places the organism in Eukaryota, Pelagophyceae, Pelagomonadales, Pelagomonadaceae.
AUGGAGAGCGGCGAGCCGAGCGUCGAGAACGAGUUCGCGACGGGCCCGCUGUCGCUGCUGCUCCACUCCAUGAAGAGCAACAGCCAGGUGCUCAUCAACGUGCGCAACAACCACAAGCUGCUCGCGCGCGUCAAGGCCUUCGACCGCCAUUGCAACAUGGUCCUCGAGAACGUCAAGGAGGUCUGGACCGAGAUCCCCAAGACGGGCAAGGGCAAGAAAAAGUCCAAGCCCGUCAACAAGGAGCGCUACAUCUCCAAGAUGUUCCUCCGCGGCGACUCCGUCAUCCUCGUCCUCCGAAACCCGAACAUCAGCUAG